GUUGCCUGGUGACCGCCGUAAACGGAGACCUGGGGCGGGCGCCGGGACCAGGAACGCGCGGCCGUGCUCCGUGCUUCGGAGGAAAUGAAGGAACCAGGGGAUCAGGAUACUGAUGGGAGGAGAUUAGAUAAACCAAAGAGUGAUGGGAAGCGGUCUCUGAGCUCCUUGAAGUCUGCAUCAAAAUUUGCUGUGAGAGAGGAUGCCACAGAUGAAACAUUUGUUGAAGGGGGAGAAUCAUAUUUAGAGGAUGAUGAUUAUGAUACGGAACGUUUGGAGGGAAGUUCAGGUUCAUUUCACUAUGACUAUGUGGAUAACAUUGGAGACUCUCAGUAUGUGGAAGCCCUUGCUCCAGCCUCCGAAGAGGUGGAGGAAGAAGUUAAGAAGAAAAUCUCAGAGAACUUCUUCUACGACUAUACGGAACUUAUUUCGAUGCCUUUUGUGACUCCAGAUUCGAACAUACCACUGGAUCUUCUCACACUUGUUCAUUCCUUUGGUUACGACUGCAGAAAGCGGGCCAACCUACAACUUCUGGACAGCAAUACUGUGAUCUACAUAGCUGGGAACCAGCUGAUCUUUCUGAAUUUGAAAACCAAGGAACAGAUGUACCUGCGAAGUAGCAGUGGUAGAGGAAUUGGUGUCAUUGGGGUACAUCCUGAUAAAACUUACUUCACAGUAGCUGAAAAAGGAGUUUUCCCAAAGAUUAUCAUCUAUGAGUAUCCUUCUUUGAAGCCCUACAGAAUCCUUCAAGAUGGGACUGAGCUGGGCUAUGCUUAUGUGGAUUUUGACAACAGUGGUACCUUGCUAGCUUCUGUUGGCAGCAGCCCUGAUUACACACUGACCAUCUGGAAUUGGAAAGAAGAACAGCCCAUACUGAGGACAAAAGCUUUUUCCCAGGAAGUUUUUAAGGUUACUUUCAAUCCCGAAGAUGAUGAGCAGCUUACUACAUCGGGAUCAGGCCACAUCAAGUUCUGGGAAAUGGCUCUAACAUUCACUGGUCUCAAGCUUCAGGGCUCAUUGGGUCGAUUUGGCAAAACAGCCACUACUGAUAUAGAAGGUUACAUGCAGCUCCCAGAUGGGAAGGUGCUCUCAGGAUCAGAGUGGGGCAACAUGCUGUUGUGGGAAGGUGGCCUCAUCAAGGUUGAGCUCUGUCGAGCUGCAAGGAAGUCUUGUCAUCAGGGUCCCAUUAACCAGAUAAUGCUGGAUGAGGGCGAAGUUAUCACCAUUGGGGCAGAUGGAUGUAUUAGGAUCUGGGAUUUUGAGACAGUAGACACUGCUGAUUCUAUUGAUGAUACUGGAUUGUUAGAGAUCGAGCCCAUUAAUGAACUUCAAGUAGGCAAGAAUGUCAAACUCUUCUCAAUGAUAAAAAUGAACGAGAUUGGAAGUAAUUUUUGGUUGGCUCAGGAUGCCAAUGGAGCCAUAUGGAAGCUUGACCUUAGUUUUUCAAAUAUUACUCAAGAUCCAGACUGCCUCUUCUCCUUCCAUUCUGGAGCUGUUGAAGCCUUGGCAGUCUCUCCCCUCACUUACCUCAUGGCCACUACUGCCUUGGAUUGCUCUGUUCGAAUCUAUGAUUUUGCUAGCAAAACUCCUUUGGCUCAGAUGAAAUUCAAACAGGGAGGUACUGCCCUUGCUUGGGUACCCCAACUGGUAAGCUACACUGGAGCACAGAUUAUUGCAGGAUUCGAAGAUGGGGUGGUUCGAAUUCUUGAACUUUACGAUCCAAAAGGACUCACAAUUUUUGCAGGACGGAAGAAAAUUUCUGAUGCAGAUAUUAUUCUGAAACAGGUUUUUAAACCCCAUACCGCUCGUGUUACUGCCUUAGCUUAUGAACGUGAUGGAGAAAUUCUAGCUACAGGGAGUAAAGAUCAAACCGUCUUCUUCUUUGAGGUAGAAAAGGAUUAUAAGCCAAUAGGAUAUAUUACUACUCCUGGACCUGUUCGCCAGUUAGUAUGGUCUUCGAACUCCCAUCCUGACAGUACUUUACUGAUUAUCUGUGAGAAUGGCUAUGUUCUUGAAACGCCACUUCCAACCAUAAAGGAAGAAGAGGAAAAUCGUGAUGUAGUUUCCUAUGAAAUCAAAGACAUGGACAUAAAAUAUUUUCAUUUCUCAAGUGUCAAGUCUAAGAUUCUGCGAUUAAUAGAAAUAGAAAAGAGAAAGACAUUAAGGGAUUUGAAGAAGAAGGAGAAGGAAGAAAGGAGGAAGCAGCUAGCAGCAGAGAUGGGAGAAGAUGGAGAAAAGGAACUCCAAGUAGAGGAGGAGGAGGAGGAGGAAGAAGAAGAGGAGCCAUUACCUGAAAUCUUUAUUCCAUCAACUCCCUGUCACAUCCUCUGUGGAUUUUACUCUGAGCCAGGGAAGUUCUGGGUUUCUUUGGGUGGCUAUGAUGCUGGUUUUCUGUAUCACUGUGAGUUCCCCUUGUAUGACCAGAGUACUGCUAUCACAAAAAAGAAAGAUGAACCUUUUGAUUUUCGUCUUCUUGAAGAUACAGAGGAUAAUCCCAUCCAAACUAUCACUUUCAGCAUUCACCAAGAUUUGAUGUUUUGUGGAAUGCAAAAUGGAGCAAUUCGAGUCUAUAUCCUAAGUCAAAAUAAGCCUUCAUUGAUUAAUACAGAGUACUACUGGCACUUCAAUAUCCAUGACAAUAAUUAUGGAUGUAUUAAAGGCAUCUGUACUAGUUUUGAUGACCGUUUCUUGGUGACUACUGGAGCAGAUAGUAAUAUCUUUGUUUUCACAAUUUUUUCUGAAUUUGAGCUAAAGAAAGACAUCAAAGCCCAAGUGCCAUCUCCUAGGUUUGGAAUUGAAACAGAGCCAAUUCCAGAAGAUAUUGAAGAUCCCAAAGCCUAUAGUAUUGAGAAUGCUAGAAGAAAAAGACAACAGGACAAGUUAAUGAAAGAAGUGGAAGAAAUAAAGGCUGGGAAGAGAGAAAAACUCAAAGCUUUGAGGAAUGAAUUUUGGAAACUUCUAGAAAUGAAUCAAGGAUUACCAAAGCAUAUGCAGUUUAAGCGAACAGAUUUUGAUAUAGAUUCCAAAAUUCGUGCUGAGAUUGGCAGGAAAACAGCUUUUAAAAUUCAACAAGUAGAAAAAGAAUUAGCUUGGGAAAAAGAGAAACAUCAGAUUGGCCUCAUGAAACUACAGAAUAGAUUUCGUGAGUCAUUGGAAAGUGAUACUAUUGUGGUUCAUGCCAUACAAAGUGAUCACAAGAUAUCCUCCUAUAGGCUUGUGAAGCCCUCUAAGUAUUCCAAGUCCAAGCGAACAAGUCUGUCAGACAGAAGAACAAGCAAACUGGAGAGGUUGGAAAAAGAAGGAGCUGGAAGGAAAGAUAGCCAGAAAGAUACAGGUGGGAACAUUAGUGUGCCAGAAGAAUCAAUUAUAGAGAAAGGGAAGAAAUUUCGGCCUAAAACCUUGAGUGAAAUUAUGGUGGAAAAUCAAAUUGAGAAAACAAGGAAACUUAUAUUAAAAGCUGAAAGGGCCCAACUUAAGAUUCAGCAACGAAAAAAAGAAUGGGAGGAACUGUACAAGAGUAAGCCUCAGGAUGACUUCGAAGAUCCCAGAGAUGUUCAAGCCAUCAAGGAGGCUCAGUUGUAUAUGGGAGACUUCAAUCUGAAGACAGCCAUAGACUAUAAGAUACCCGAGCACAUGAGAAUAAAUGCUGCCAAGAAGGAAGAGGAACUGGGACACCUAGACACCCUGGCCCACUCAAAGAAAAAGAACAUGAACAAAUGUAUCCUCUCUCUUCGAGACCUUAAAGUGGCUGUCAUUGAGGAAAUACAGUGCCUGGUUCAGGAACUGAAGAGUAUCCAAUCAACUCUUCAUGUGUCUAAGCACAUUCCUAUUCCCCAAGUCCCCCAGAUACUCCCGGAAGAAGUUCCAGAAAAGAGAUUUCAGUAUGAUGAGGAAACUCUCCUAAAUUUUAAGCGACAGCAGAUCAAGAUUCAGGAUGAAACGUCCUCCCAGCUGGAAAAGGGAGAGUCUGCUAUCUCAGGUGGAGGAUUCCUCAGACUCUCUUCUAGAAAGGACAGUGAUUUGACGACAAGAGAUUCAUUGUCUAGAUCAUCGAAGGCAUCAUCAUUCAGUGUAGAUGCUGUGAAGUUUUUGGAAUUUGAAAAAGCAGAUCCAAUUGAUAUAGAGCUGGAAGUUAUGAAAAGGGAUGAGAUUAAACAUUUGUACAUGCAACAGUAUUUAACUAACAGGAUCAAAGAACUGAUAGUCACUUUUGAUGCAGAACUCCAUCUUCUGAGACAUCAGAAACUGAAACUAGAUACUCAGAUGAAAUUAUCUGACCUUCACCAUGUCACAUUAUUUCAAGAAAUGCUUCUCCUCAAGAAUUUUGAAAAACAGGAGAACAUACUUCAAGAGCGUGUUAAUUCAUUAGACAAAGAAGAACAGGAUAUGCAGUGGAAAAUAAAUGAAACUCUUAAAGAGAUGGAAGAGAAAAAGAAUGAAAUUGCCAAGCUCCAGGACCAAGAAAAAGCACUCUAUGCUGGCUUCCAAGCAGCCGUUGGAGAAAACAAUAAAUUUGCUAAUUUCCUAACGAAGGUCCUAAAGAAGAGAAUUAAGCGGGUGAAGAAAAAGGAGGUUGAAGGAGAUGCCGAUGAAGAUGAAGAAAGUGAUGAAUCAAGUGAAGAAGAAUCUAGCUUAGAGAGUGAUGAAGAUGAGUCUGGAUCUGAUGAUGAGGUUUUUGAUGAUUCUAUUUGCCCAACAAAUUGCGAUGUGGGUCUUUUUGAAUUGGCCCUUCAACUUCGAGAGAAAAGGCUGGACAUUGAGGAGGCCUUAGUGGAAGAAAAGAAAAUUAUCGAUAACCUCAGAAAGGAACAUGAUACACUAUCCAAAAAAGUAAAAGUUGUGGCAGCUAACCUGAAUGUAGCAGAGGAGGCCCUGGAGGCUUACCAACGGGAGAAGCAGCAGCGGCUGAACGAACUGCUCGUGGUGAUUCCACUCAAGCUCCACCAGGUAGAGCAUAUAGUAUUUGGAGAAAUUCCUAAUGAUCUUUCUGGAACCUUGGUCUUUUCUAACCAUUCCUUGGGACGCCUGCAAGAACGAAUCAUACAGCUCCAUGAGGAAAAUUCCAAGCAGCAAAAACUUAACAAGGAAUGUCGGGAGAGGCGCAAACAGCUUAUCCGAGAAAAGAGAGAGAUGGCAAAAACUAUAAGCAAAAUGGAAGAAACAGUCCAUCAGCUAAUGAUCAGCAAGUUUGGCCGUGUGAUAGACCUAGAAGCCCUUCAGACACUUUCUGUGAACACAACGCUUGAAGAGCUAAAGAUCAAAAAACUUCGAAAGGAGCUAACGAAUGCAAAGGAAAUGAAGAUGUGGGAGGAAAAGAUUGCUCAGGUGCGAUGGGAGUUGAUGAUGAAGACAAAAGAACACACCAAAAAGCUUCAUCAGAUGAACGAUUUAUGUAUUGAAAAGAAGAAACUUGAUUCUCGGUUGAAUACACUACAGAACCAGCAGGGCAAUGCCUUCCAGGGCCCUCGGAAAGCAGAUAUUGUGGCAAGACAGAAGGUCACCGAAUUGAUCCAGCUGCAGGCAGAAAGGAUUUCAGCCUUAAAGGAAGAGAUUGCUCUCUUGCGUAAGAAAGGUGGCCUUAUCCUCCCACCCAUUCAGCCUCCGCAAGAGGAGAUGAAGCCCAUGGGCCUUUAAGUUUGCUUUUUUCCUCAAAUCCAUCCAAGAUUUCCGACAUACGACUUACCAGAAGUCUGUUUCCUUGCUCACUGCAAUAGUCCUAUUAUUUUAAAGUGGAUUUGUUUAAAAGUCUAAGACCAGAUCUAGUCAUAUAGUAUUAAUAACUCUUCUCUAAUGUGGUUAUCUUAGAAUGGACUCUAGCCCCCAACAUCUAUUUCCCUUUGAACUGAACCAUUUUAGAUCUGUUUGGAACCCAAUGGACUGAAUAUGGAGCCUCAGAAGGCUGUAUGUAUCGCAAAACUUCAAGAAAACACCUGCAAUAUAUCUUGUAGGAAA
Neogale vison (American mink) is the source of this 5949-nucleotide messenger RNA. RefSeq names its product cilia and flagella associated protein 44 (gene CFAP44). The coding region runs from base 85 to 5631 and encodes 1848 amino acids. The record is from RefSeq and is a predicted model, not a curated record. Gene Ontology annotation, molecular function: protein binding. Lineage: Eukaryota; Metazoa; Chordata; Mammalia; Carnivora; Mustelidae. The transcript is spliced from 35 exons.